Messenger RNA from Aspergillus campestris IBT 28561, 903 nucleotides. RefSeq names its product putative copper resistance protein Crd2. The transcript has 4 exons. NCBI's taxonomy places the organism in Eukaryota, Fungi, Ascomycota, Eurotiomycetes, Eurotiales, Aspergillaceae. The record is from RefSeq and is a predicted model, not a curated record. The coding region runs from base 248 to 619 and encodes 123 amino acids.
CUGGUUUGCUCAACGGCUGAGGUGGGAGUAUAAAUAGAUGCCACCGGAACAUUUCCAUGAUUACUCUACCAGUGCUUUUCAUUCUUACUCUACUGUCCUACUGUGACCUUGUGUCUGGACUUGAUUGAUUUUUCCUGCUGCCGUUCGCGGAACAAACGAUCUACAGAGUACUACUACUACGACAUCAUCGGCGUUACGUCAUACAACAUACUCUGAGUAUCUCAAUAAAGUCUAGGCUUCCGUCAAAAUGGUUCAUCCGUCCUCAACCUGCUGCAAGACCUCCGGAGACGGAAUGUGCGCCUGCGCUGCGCAAGCCAAAUGCUCCUGCGGCAAAGAGAGUGCUCUCCACUGUACCUGCAACAAGGCUUCCACCGAGAAUGCGACUUCCGGAGCUCGAUGCUCGUGCAGAUCUCGCCCCGCGGGACAAUGUACGUGCGAGCGCGCCGUGACUGAGAACCACCCCGUCACGGGCGCAACCUGCCCCUGUGGAAAGAGAGGCGCCGAGUCCUGCACCUGUGAGAAGGUCAGCGCGGUGGAAUCGGCGGCCGAGCAUAUCGAGACCGAUUUCACUAGCCAUAGUGCCCAUCAUACUCACCAUCUUCACCAUGGACACAAAUAGAGUGGGGUGAGGAUGUCUGCUUGGACAGGGGUUGUUGUUAGGGUCCCUGGGUUAUGGCGUUCAGUGGAGUUCUCGAAGGGAUGGGCUUUUCUUUUUCUAUGAUUUAUGUGCUGGAUUUGGCUGGGUUUCACUGAAUACUCGGGGAUAAGCUAAAUGCAGGAUGCAUGCACAUGUGAUGUAUCAGGGUGGGAUCAUGGGAAUGAUUCAAAUCAGAUGUCGAUUUUGAGCUGUCAUUAUUCUUUCAAUUGAUAACGUUGUAGAUUGAAUAUAAAAUAGGGAACAAG